Messenger RNA from Microthlaspi erraticum, 894 nucleotides. NCBI's taxonomy places the organism in Eukaryota, Viridiplantae, Streptophyta, Magnoliopsida, Brassicales, Brassicaceae. The record is from the annotation of a GenBank genome assembly.
AUGGACGGCGAAUUGCUUGAUUGGGAGCUUGUUCACGGCUCCGACACCGAAUCAACCGAUUCAGUCUCAUCGGAGAAGAUAUCGGGAAGUUCAAGUGUGAUCGACGACGGUAUGAUUCUCUCUGAUCAUUUCUCUGCCGAUAAUCUCGUAAACAUACCUGAUCAGAGCCUGGAGUCGGGUGAUUCUUCCCGGGUCGGUUACGGGUCGGAUCCGGUUGAUCUGGGUUUCGAUCAGUCGGGUGAUGCUUGUGUUGGUAACGAGUUAGCGUUUCACGAUUCAAAAACUGGAAAUUCCGGUGAUGGUGACGUCAAGCUGAGUGAUUUCGAUGAGAAGCACGACGAGAGCGAGGCUAUUUCCGAAUUUGAGAGCCAAUCCGAUAUUGAAGAACCGGUUGAGGAUUCGAGCAAAUCUUGGUCUGAUUCAGGAGGAAACGAAAUGGUUUCUGGAGAUUCUGUGGCUGUGAAUGGUGAAGAGGAGAUUGUUUCUGAUGCUGGAGUUGUAUCUACCGAAGCGGUUGAGGAAAGUGGAGUAGAGACUGUAGAAGCUGUUGUGGCUGUGAAUUCUGGUGAUGAGAGUAAAAGCAGAGGAGAGCCUGUGUGGUGGAAGAUGCCAUUUGUGCUUGUCAAGUACUGUGCUUUUAGGGUUGGUCCGGUUUGGUCUGUCUCUAUGGCUGCAGCUUUGAUGGGUUUUGUUCUCUUGGGACGCAGACUCUAUAACAUGAAAAAGAAAGCUCAAAGUUUCCAUCUUAAAGUCACAAUCGAUGAUAAGAAGGUGUCGCGGGUGAUGAGUCAGGCAGCUAGACUCAAUGAAGUGUUCACAGAGGUAAGAAGGGUCCCUGUGAUCCGACCUGCUCUGCCAUCUCCUGGCGCAUGGCCGGUUUUGAGCCUAAGAUGA